CUCUACAACGGCGAUUUGUAGAGUCUAUGUUACUCGGACUACAGUAGGUACAUGUAAUUGGAGGCCCGAACAGGUUGAAAACAUAUGAAACAUAUGUUUAGAAAACACUUAGAUUUUGCAAACCAGUCUCAUGGGGUUUGUACACAGGGUGUCAAGUGACAUGUUGUGUCCGGAUAUAGAACUCUUUCAGUUUACUUAUUGCCACAUCAAGGAAGAGGAAAAACCAAUCAUGUGAUUGACCUGUUGGCUACCGGUACAUGUUCUUUAGGGCUAAAAAUGUUGUAGUCAUUUAUAGAUUUAUCAGUCUUACAAAUACGGUACAUGUACAUGUUUCAGUAGUGCGUGUAUUUGAAUGCAUGUCAUCAGUGGUAUUCCACUGUUAUUUGUAUCUUCGUGACCAACUACAUGUAUGGAUAGUACGGAAAUGGGCAACUCCACAGAAAGUCCACCUUUUGAAUUUAGUGACUACACACAGAGAGUCAUAGUGGCCGUCAUAUAUCUGAUUGUUAUCUUGCUGGGAACUGUUGGAAAUGUUCUGGUUAUUCUGUCCAUGUCCCUGUCAAAGAAGCUUCGUACAGCCACCAAUAUCUUUGUGGUAAACUUGAGCAUAGGGGAUUUGCUGACAUGUCUUGCUCUCCCAUGGACAGUUGCGACGACGCUCAGCAAGAAUGGCCUGCCAUUCAACACGUGGGUGUGCAGUUUGGCAGCAGCCAUACAGGCCACAGCCAUUGGUUGCAGUAUGUACACGCUGGCCUUCAUUGGCCUGCAGCGCCUGUUGCUGAUCAAAUGGCGUGCAUCUGCCUAUCGCAUCAUCUACACACCAAGGAAGAUCGUGGCAUGGCUGGUAGUCACAUGGUCCAUCCCCCUGCUUCUCACUCUCAUCCCACCACUCGCAGAUGUUGGUGAGAUAGGCUAUAACAAGAAGUACCAUCACUGUGGAUUUCCAUCCACCCACCCCCGCUCUGGUGACUACGAUCUUAUCAUAGCUUUAGGGUUCUAUCCGCUCCCUUUCCUCAUCCUCAUCCUGUGCUAUGCGUCCAUCUGGAGGCAUCUCUGCCACGUUGUCAAGAGUACCAAGCAUCCAAAGGCCUCGGCUGAAUUGUCCAUGGGAGAAUCAGUGGCUACUGAGAACAGCCCAAGUGGCAAGCCGGCACCUGUUCGCCGAGGCACCCUUCGGAGAUCUCAGAUGAGCCGUCACCAAACCAAGGUCACAAAGAACAUGUUCUACAUAGUUUGUGCUUUUACGCUCUGCCUGAUUCCUUUUGGUAUCUGCCUGCUGGUCAAUGGCACCGAGCCAUUCUUGCCAUAUGCCUAUGCGAUCCUGGUCUUCAACAGUUGUGUCAACCCCCUGAUUUAUGCAAGUAAACACCAUGACUUUAAAUCGGUCUUUUGUUGUAUCCUGCGCUGCAAGUGGGAUAAUAUCCCAGAACCGUCCGAUUUUCUGAAGAGGCUAAUCUCCAAUAAAGUAAAUAAACCAUCUAUCAGUACACGCAGCAGUGCAGAGAAGCCUUUCCAAGUACCAGAGAAAACAGAUACACCGGUAACUGAGUAA
This is a messenger RNA of Acanthaster planci (crown-of-thorns starfish), 1552 nucleotides long. RefSeq names its product melatonin receptor type 1A-like. Gene Ontology annotation, molecular function: G protein-coupled receptor activity. The record is from RefSeq and is a predicted model, not a curated record. Gene Ontology annotation, biological process: G protein-coupled receptor signaling pathway. Gene Ontology annotation, cellular component: membrane. Lineage: Eukaryota; Metazoa; Echinodermata; Asteroidea; Valvatida; Acanthasteridae.